This is a messenger RNA of Rhinolophus ferrumequinum (greater horseshoe bat), 1017 nucleotides long. It is a transcript of the gene TAS2R40, whose product is annotated as taste 2 receptor member 40. Gene Ontology annotation, molecular function: G protein-coupled receptor activity; bitter taste receptor activity. Gene Ontology annotation, biological process: G protein-coupled receptor signaling pathway; sensory perception of taste; detection of chemical stimulus involved in sensory perception of bitter taste. NCBI's taxonomy places the organism in Eukaryota, Metazoa, Chordata, Mammalia, Chiroptera, Rhinolophidae. Gene Ontology annotation, cellular component: membrane. The record is from RefSeq and is a predicted model, not a curated record.
AUGGCGACAGUGAGCACGUCCAGGUUUAAGAUCGUCUUCACCUUGGUGGUCUCGGCAACCGACAGCAUCACUGGCGUCACCGGAAACGGCUGCAUCACGGCUCCAUCACGCCGCCCAUAGGGCUGAGUGGGCCAGAUGCGAAGGCUUCCUGUUGGUGACCAGCUCAGCUUCUCCAGGCUCUUGCUAUAGAUUUGGAGGACACUGGGGAAGUCUUACAGUCCGCAGACCACUUAUAACCAAAACACAGUGCCUGUACUUUUCAACAUCCUCACCGUGUUUCUGAACUAGUCCAACCUCUGGCUCACCAUCUGGCUUAAUAUCUUCUAUUGCCUUAAAAUUGCCAACCUUCCUCACCCUUCGUUCUCCCUGAUGAAGAGGAAAAUCCUGGUGCCGAUGCCUUGGUUUCUGAGGCUGUCACUGUUCAUGUCCUCAUGCUUCAGCUUUCCCUGCUCUAACGAUAGCUCCCACGUGUAUGUAAACAGUUCCACUCCGAUCCCGUCCAGCUCCACUAAGACUUACGUCCCCGAGUCCCGUGUGGUCAACCUGGUUCUUCUCUAUAACCUGGGGGUCUUCACUCCUCUGACCAUGUUCCCCGUGGCGGCCACCCUGCUGACCAUCUCUCUCAAGAGACACACCCUCCACAUGCAAAGCAGUGGCUCCAGGGACCCCAGCAUGGAGGCCCACAUGGGGGGCGUCAGAGCUAUCAGCUACUUUCUCAUUCUCUACGUUUCCAGCACAGUUGCUCUGUAUCUUUUCUUGUCCGUCUUUGAUGCCAACAGUUCCUGGAAUGUUCUGAAAAUCAUCACGGCUGCCUACCCUGCUGGCCACUCGGUGCUACUGAUCUUGGGCAAUCCUAGGCUGAGAAGAGCCUGGAAGCGGUUUCAGUACCGAGCUCAUCUUUACCUAUCAGGGCAGACUCUGUGGCUGGAACCCACAGAGCGCCGUGGGACCAGGUCCAAACAGCUCCGCCUUUUCCUCACCUGGACCUCUCUUCCUCACCCAUCUUUUCUUUCCUAA